AUGGAUUCACAGCAACAUCAGCAGUCCCUUGGCGAUAGCAGCAGCCGACAGGCGCCGGAGUUGCAACAUCACCAACACCAAUAUCAACAUCAAGAUCCAGAGUCUUCUUCUCAUGUAGAGACUUCUCAUGUAGAGCCUUCUUCUCAUCUGCAGACGCCCGAAGACAGACCGGUAUCUUCUGAUGCACCGUCUCCGCAAGCAGCGGACUCGAGUGACGAUGACGGCUUCGACGAGGCCUAUGCAGACGAAGGGGAGAUGUUCAUAGGUGACGAUACAAAGACGCUGUCGACGUAUAUAACGAAAUAUCGCUACGAAAACGGCCGGCGAUACCAUUCAUACCGUGAUGGAGCCUACUGGGGCCCAAACGAUGAGAGCGCAAACGACCAACAGGACCUCGCACACCACAUGUAUCUCUUGACCCUGGACGGCAGGCUGCACCUUGCGCCCAUCUCUAACCCACAGGAAAUCCUAGAUGUUGGCACCGGCACCGGCAUAUGGGCAAUCGAUAUAGCGGACGAGUAUCCCAGCGCAAAGGUCACCGGCGUCGACCUCUCCCCCAUCCAGCCCAGCUUUCUCCCUCCAAACUGCACGUUCGAAGUGGAUGAUGUCACCCUCUGCCCUUGGACGUAUCCUCAAAACCACUUUGACUUCAUCCAUAUACGAGAAAUGUUCGGCUGCAUACCCGACUGGGACGAGUUCUUCCAACAGUGCUACCAAUGCUUGAAACCUGGUGCUUAUAUCGAGAUUGUCGAACAUUCCGUUGAGCCUACCUCGGAUGACGGUUCCGUCGGACCCUCUCAUUUCUAUACCCUAUGGGGGAAAACGGUCGUCGAAGCUGGCGCUACCUUUGGCAAGUCAUUUACCAUCUGGAAGGAAAGCAAGGAGCGCCUCAAACGGGCUGGCUUCAUUGACGUCGUCGAGGUAGAAUACAAAUGGCCAAUGAACGGGUGGAGUAAAGAUCCCAAACUACGUGAGCUUGGUCGUUGGAACCAGGUACGACUGCAUGGUGGAGUCGAAGGCUACAUGCUACGACUCUUGACCACCGCAUUACAGUGGCCGUACGAAGAAGCCCAACUCUUCUUGGCUCAGAUGCGAGCCGCUCUACGAGAUUACAAAACAAACGCAUAUCUACCAGGAACAAUAGUAUAUGCCCGAAAACCUACAGACGAGUCAUGA
This is a messenger RNA of Microsporum canis CBS 113480, 1176 nucleotides long. RefSeq names its product UMTA. The record is from RefSeq and is a predicted model, not a curated record. NCBI's taxonomy places the organism in Eukaryota, Fungi, Ascomycota, Eurotiomycetes, Onygenales, Arthrodermataceae. The coding region runs from base 1 to 1176 and encodes 391 amino acids. Gene Ontology annotation, molecular function: methyltransferase activity. The transcript is spliced from 5 exons.